AUCUUGGGAGGGGCUGGUUUGUUGACAGGAAGCGUGUGCAUCAGGACACUUCCACAAACUGCUGUGACACAAGUAAAGUCCAAGAUAUCGCUUUCGUUUCGUCCAAGCAGGUGUGCGCACAUAAAGUAUGCGUUUUUAUAGCGAGUCGCAGCAAACAUGCAAUGGCGGUCAAUAGUAGUCGGUCUGGUCCUGUUGAGACUGUCUGUCAGCUUAUGGCUCGCCUUCGGACUCGGAGCUUACGUUAGCUUGGUCACCAGCCAGACCGACGGCGGCGCCGAGGAGCCCUCGACCGGAGAGAGGAAAGGGAACGACUCGUGGUCCAAACGGAUAAGCGGCUACAAACAUGAGGAGACCACCGGGACCUGUGCCGUGGUGGCGGGCGAGUCUCCGAAGAGGCCCUACAUGAGCUUCUUCGACGGCAACAAGGAUGAUUACGUCCGCAGAUACAGCUCCUUCCCGCGAACCCUGAAAAUCACCAUGAAGGAGAAGGCCAGAGAAAUGUUCUACUUCGGGUAUGACAACUACAUGAAAUAUGCCUUCCCCAAAGACGAACUCAACCCAAUUGACUGCGAGGGCAGGGGUCCUGACGUCCACAACCCCUCUAACAUCAACAUCAAUGACGUUCUGGGAAACUACUCGCUAACGCUCAUUGAUGCCUUAGACACCCUACUGGUGCUUGGAAAUGUCACAGAGUUCCAGCGGGCCGUCCAGCUGGUUAUCGACACCGUAUCUUUUGACAAGGAUUCAACGGUGCAGGUUUUUGAGGCCAACAUCAGGAUUUUAGGCAGUCUCAUCUCGGCUCACAUUCUGCUCACGGAUUCCAAGCAUCCAUUUGGAAGGGUGAAGUUUGAGGACUAUGACAACCAGCUGCUGCGUUUGGCACACGACCUGGCCGUGCGUCUGUUGCCCGCCUUUGAGAACACCAGCACAGGCAUCCCUUACCCCAGGGUGAAUCUAAAAUCCGGAGUCCCUUCCGGCAGUAUUAACGAGACGUGUACUGCAGGAGCUGGAUCGCUGCUUGUAGAGUUUGGAAUUCUGAGCCGGUUGACAGGAGAUUUCACAUUUGAAGCAAUGGCUCGACAAGCUGUCAGAGCCCUCUGGAAGCUGAGGAACAACAAAACUGGUCUGCUAGGCAACAUUGUCAACAUCCAAACGGGCCACUGGGUGGGGAAGCAGAGCGGUCUGGGCGCGGGUAUGGACUCCUUUUAUGAGUAUCUGCUCAAGUCUUACAUCCUGUUCGGUGAGGAGGAGGACUACACCAUGUUUCAAGCUGCUUAUGCGAGCAUCCAGAACCACUUGAGGCGAGGGCGAGAAUCAUGCAACGAAGGAGAAGGUGACCCGCCCAUGUACGUCAACGUCAACAUGAUGAGCGGCAAGAUCAUGAACACGUGGAUUGACUCCCUGCAGGCCUUCUUUCCCGGGCUGCAGGUGCUAAAUGGUGAUGUGGAAAACGCCAUUUGCCUCCAUGCCUUCUAUUAUGCCAUCUGGAAGCGAUUUGGGGCUUUGCCAGAGAGGUACAACUGGCAGCGGCAAGCUCCCGAUGUCCUUUUUUACCCGCUCAGACCUGAGCUGGUGGAGUCCACCUAUUUGCUCUACCAGGCGACCAAAAAUCCUUUCUACUUACACGUUGGAAUGGACAUUCUGCAGAGCCUUGAAAAAAAUACCAAAGUCAGAUGCGGCUAUGCCACCCUCCAUCACGUUGUUCACAAAUCCAAAGAGGAUCGCAUGGAGAGUUUCUUCCUCAGCGAGACCUGCAAAUACCUUUAUCUGCUGUUUGAUGAGGACAACCCACUACACAAAUCGAGUAACAAAUACAUCUUCACCACCGAGGGUCACUUGAUGCCCGUCGACAAGCGUUUCCGGGAGAAAGGAUCGAGCGGCAAGUGUCUGCGUGAAGUCGACGAGCCGUUGCAGACGAGGACAACUGAGCAACCCUCUCAGAACACCAGUAACUGCAUCCGCAUUCCCGAGGCACGACGCUAUACGCUGCCCUUGAAGAGCGUCUACAUGAGGCAGAUCGAUCAAAUGGUAGGGCUGCUCUGAGUCCUAUUUGCCCAGGUGCACUAAAAAUAACACGAGAAUGGAGAGCUUUCCACAGGAACAUGAUUUCAUUUUUUUUUCCUAGUUUCAUUCUGUCAGUCACUUAUGGAGUGUUUCGAGAGAGUGUGUGUGUGUGUGUGUGUGUGUGUGUGCGCACACCUCUUCUAACACAUGAAGCAUUCAGUGCCUGUUUGGACUUUACCACAAGUGCUGUAUCCCCAUUUUAAAUUGUGCGCGCUUCUGUUGUCGAGUCUUGCUUUUUCUUUUCUUGGGUACAAUAAUGUACAGAAUCAAAUGCAAGCAUAUGCAUUUUGACCACUGUUUUAGAAGUGCCUUCAGUCAUUUUUUUGUGUGUUAUUCCGCAAGAAACAACCCACAAAUGUUUACAACUAAUUCAAGCCAUUGAUUUUUAUGUGGACAUUUUCUAACAUGCUUUUUUUCCUGAUUUCCGAGGACUAUUGUAAUUGCUUCAUACCUGCUAUAAUUGUCUCAGGGUGUAAAGAAGAACAAAUUGAUGAACAAUCUCAGAAAAUGAUGUCUUAGUUAUUGCCUCUAAGGCCAUGAGGUAUUAUUAUUAUUUUUCAUUUUAAGUGGCACAUUUUCAUGUGUUUAUUUGCCAAGUAAACUUGCUGCACAGGAACCAGA
This is a messenger RNA of Hippocampus zosterae (dwarf seahorse), 2685 nucleotides long. RefSeq names its product ER degradation enhancer, mannosidase alpha-like 1 (gene edem1). The transcript has 12 exons. Gene Ontology annotation, cellular component: endoplasmic reticulum; membrane. Gene Ontology annotation, molecular function: calcium ion binding; mannosyl-oligosaccharide 1,2-alpha-mannosidase activity. NCBI's taxonomy places the organism in Eukaryota, Metazoa, Chordata, Actinopteri, Syngnathiformes, Syngnathidae. The coding region runs from base 157 to 2043 and encodes 628 amino acids. The record is from RefSeq and is a predicted model, not a curated record. Gene Ontology annotation, biological process: carbohydrate metabolic process; endoplasmic reticulum mannose trimming; mannose trimming involved in glycoprotein ERAD pathway.